AUGUGGUCGUGCAGACUUUGUGCUUGGAAGCGGCCACGGCGACUGAGCGGUGAGUCCAAGAAGACAGAGUCACCCGUGGGAAGUAGCAGCCACUCACGCACUAUAGCGCGCAGGAGACUCACCAGCAUGCGGAGGUUGAUGCCGCGGUUGAAGACGACAUUCCACUCGGAUUCGGCAUGGCGGACGAACAGGAUGCGCUUGCGUUUGGUCACAACGGCGGCAGGCUGCGGGUCCAAGAGCAGCGCAGUUGAGUCAGCGCUGGCUUCGGUAGUGUCGGUCGCUGCCUGCAGCCAGUGCUUGUCGCUGGAGAACAGGAGAUGUAGCAGCGCCACGCAGAAGAGCUGCAGCUUCCACGCGGCGUGGUCGGCUGCGUCCAGCAAUGCGGGCCACACGCCGAGAGAAAGUAGACGACGACGCACACCACGAUUCAUGCGUAGAUGA
Messenger RNA from Phytophthora nicotianae INRA-310, 441 nucleotides. RefSeq lists its product as hypothetical. The record is from RefSeq and is a predicted model, not a curated record. Bases 1 to 441 code for a protein of 146 amino acids. The transcript has a single exon. Lineage: Eukaryota; Oomycota; Peronosporomycetes; Peronosporales; Peronosporaceae.